Molecule: messenger RNA, 454 nt
Organism: Python bivittatus (Burmese python)
Lineage: Eukaryota; Metazoa; Chordata; Lepidosauria; Squamata; Pythonidae
Source: RefSeq, a predicted model, not a curated record
AUGUCGUGGAACGAAGAUAGACUCAUUCAUACUUUCAAUGGCAUCACUUUUACUACGAGAUCCUCACCAGAACUUUUAAAUUCCCUGGUUUCGUUUGAUGCUAGAGAAGAUGAUGUUCUGUUGGUUUCCUAUCCAAAAUCUGGAACCCACUGGCUGGCGGAAAUCCUUACACACAUCUAUGCAUCCAAAGUGGCUUUGACGUCUCCCAUUGAAUUUGGAGAUAUUUCCAAACUGGACCAAAUGAAUCACCUUUCCUGCAAAAGGAUCAUACCGACCCACUUGGACAGCAACAUGUUGCCACCAACAUUCAGGGUCAAGCAUUGCAAGGCUAUUUAUAUUGUCAGAAAUCCAAAGGAUAUUGCUGUAUCCAUGUUCCAUUACUAUCAAGAGAAUCCAAACCUCCCCACCAUAGAUUCCUGGCCGAAUUUCCUGGAGAUGUUCUUAAAAGGAGAUG